AUGCAUCCUCCUGUUCUACACGUUAUCUAUGCCGGCCGUGGCGAUGCCAUGGUUCUUGAAUGCGACGACAGUUCUACCCCUAAUAAGCGCAACUUUAUCCUCGUGGAUGGAGGCCCCAGAAAAUACGACUAUCUGGGCGACAACGCCCCUUAUCAUCGAUACCUUUUGUCUGCCUGCCGACAGAUCAUGGGCCAGAAGAACAGUGGCUCAGUUCAGUAUGGACUAGUUACGGACAAGAAACUUUCCGAUCUUACACUGGGAUCUCGUACCUUUUCGGGACGGACCAUUCUUCAGCCAAACGGUCAGAAGCUCAUUCAAGGGCUCUUGAACAUGAUGCACCGGACAGUACCAGGGACGUCGGCAGAGGACGAGAUGAAACCAUGGGUUGAAAGUUUUUUCGGGGGUCAGGAUCUUACUUUUGGACGGCUUGAUGGUUUCACUGAUCAUCUUCUUACUCUAUGUCAAGGAGCCCAUGCUAUCCCCACGAACCAAGACGGAAGCAUGGAGGACGUGUCAUCUGGAGGUCUUGAUGUGACUCCAUACGGGACAUUUCACGACGGCUUGUCGUAUGAGACCUUGAAUAGCGCUCAUGCAGCUGAGUAUAAGAGCCGGUUCUUCCAACCAGUGACUCACGGCCAAGCACAAAUUACUCAGUUCAACAUUGUCGACCGUUUUGGGCAGGUCAUAUAUGCUCAUGAUCCGCGACCAGAACAGCCCAAAGAGCCUCUUGACGCGUUACCCAAUACGGCAUUCAAGACAUCAGCGGGCGACGGUGAAGAGGACGGUUGCGAAUGGUUUCAGCUUAGCCCACGGAUCAACCAAGAUGCUCGUCUCCAUGCUGAAUUUCUAAAUGAUGAGGAUAGUCCUGGACCACAACCAGUGACUGAUAACAACACGGCUGUAUUCGCAUGGCUAUUGAUCAACUUUCACAAUCAGUCUAUACAGGUCUAUGACAAGGAUAGGACUUUCAAGGGAGAGGUCCUGCUUCCUUCUGAACCCAACGAGUCGGUCCAUUGGCAUUCUCUCCUUGGGGUCGAUGUCUCUUCUGACAUCAUAUGA
Messenger RNA from Fusarium proliferatum ET1, 1059 nucleotides. RefSeq lists its product as uncharacterized. Lineage: Eukaryota; Fungi; Ascomycota; Sordariomycetes; Hypocreales; Nectriaceae. Bases 1 to 1059 code for a protein of 352 amino acids. The transcript has 4 exons. The record is from RefSeq and is a predicted model, not a curated record.